Morus notabilis is the source of this 2223-nucleotide messenger RNA. RefSeq names its product mechanosensitive ion channel protein 8. Gene Ontology annotation, cellular component: plasma membrane. Gene Ontology annotation, biological process: monoatomic anion transport; transmembrane transport. The record is from RefSeq and is a predicted model, not a curated record. The transcript has 5 exons. The coding region runs from base 1 to 2223 and encodes 740 amino acids. Lineage: Eukaryota; Viridiplantae; Streptophyta; Magnoliopsida; Rosales; Moraceae. Gene Ontology annotation, molecular function: mechanosensitive monoatomic ion channel activity.
AUGGCUGAUCAGAGGGAUAGAGAAGCAGUAAUCAGCAUUAAAAGUAACUGUAGUCAGGGCUCACCUGAAAGGCCUACUGACAGCAGCAAACGAAGAAGAAACACUGAGUUAACAAACCAAGAAAGUGGGGGUGGUGGUACUAGUAUGGCUGAAAUUGCGAGGUCUAGUUCAAACGCUUCUUUUCGAAAAAGCUCGUGGAAGCCACCUCCGAGCAAGACAAAGUCCAGGCUCAUCGAUCCAGUCGACGAACCGCGUCAGAAAUCAGAAAGAACAGUUGAUUCUGGAGGACUACACAGUGACAAUGAGCCUUCUUAUGAGGACGACCUUGACGACAUUCCAGAAGAAUAUAAGGGAACCAAAUGCAGCCCGGUUACGCUUCUUCAGUGGGUAAGCCUUGUUUUGAUCAUUGCAGCAUUGGGUUGUAGCCUUUGGAUUCCAAUUCUAAAGAGGCAAAAUCUUUGGGACCUUCCAUUAUGGAAAUGGGAGAUAUUAGUUUUGGCGUUAAUAUGUGGACGUUUAGUCUCCGGUUGGGUGAUUCGGUUGGUUGUGAUCGUUUUGGAGCGAAAUUUUCUUUUGCGGAAAAGGGUUUUGUAUUUCGUUUAUGGUUUAAGAAGGUCUGUCCAAAAUUGUCUCUGGUUGGGGCUCGUUUUGCUUGUGUGGCACGGCAUCUUUGAUAAAAAGGUUCAAGAGAAGACCAAAAGCAGGAUCCUGCCUUAUGUGACCAAGAUCUUGGUCUGUUUUCUGGUGGGCACUUUGGUUUGGCUUCUGAAAACACUUCUUGUUAAGGUCCUUGCUUUGUCUUUCCAUGUCAACAACUUCUUUGAAAGAAUUCAGGAGGCUUUGUUCAAUCAGUACGUGAUCGAGACGCUUUCUGGUCCUCCGAUAUCCUUGGAAAGACAUGAGGCUAGGGAGUUUCAGAGUGCUGGGGCAGCCGUGCCUAGUGAGCUCAGGGCAACUCUUCUUCCAAGGAAUGAUUGUCCAUUCCCAUCGCUUAAUAGGAGUCCUACAUUUUCGAGGCACGCUUCUGAGAGGCAUGACAAGAAAAUUCCAAUUGAUUACUUGCAUAAGCUAAACCCGAAGAAUAUAUCUGCUUGGAAUAUGAGGAGAAUGAUGCGUAUCAUCAGGAACGGAUCUUUGACAACUCUGGAUGAGCGAAUACUCAAUUCGGAUACCGACGAUGAGUCUUCUUUGCAGAUUAAAACUGUUUGCCAGGCAAAAGAAGCUGCCAAGAAGAUUUUCUCCAGAGUAGCCAAGCCGCGGUGCCAAUGUAUAUUCCUAGAGGACUUGAUGCGGUUUAUGAGUAAAGAUGAAGCUAUGAGGACAAUCCACUUGUUUGGAGCAGCAGCUGAAAAAGAGGGAAUUAGCAAGGCUACUCUGAAUGAUUGGGUGGUAAAUGCUUUUAGAGCGAGAAGAGCGCUUGCAUUUUGUCUGAAUGAUACAAAAACAGCUGUGGACGAGCUUCACAACAUGUUGAAUAUUCUUGUAGCCAUCCUCAUUGUGAUAACCUCGCUUUUUAUACUCGGAAUUCCGAUCGCACAUUUCCUCGUCUUCAUAAGCUCCCAGCUUCUUUUGGUCGUAUUUAUCUUCGGAAACUCCUGCAGAACCAUAUUUGAAGCAAUUAUCUUCUUAUUUGUUGUGCACCCUUUCGAUGUUGGUGAUCAUUGUGAAGUGGACGGAGUCCAGAUGGUAGUAGACGAAAUGAAUAUACUAACUACAAUCUUCGUGAGGUAUGACAACCAAAAGAUCAUAUACCCCAACAGCGUUCUAGCAACCAAGCCCAUUGCAAAUUUCUAUCGCAGUCCAGACAUGGGAGACGCUAUUGAUUUUUGCGUCCACAUCUCGACUCCAAUGGAGAAAAUAGCCACUAUUAAAGAAAGAAUAAAAAGGUAUAUUCAGAGCAGAAGCGACCACUGGCACCCGGAUCCAAUGUUGAUAAUGAAGGACGUGGAGGACUUGAACAAAUUAAGAUUCUCGGUGUUGCUUACACACAGAAUGAACCACCAAGACAUUGGAGAGAGAAGGACCAAGAGAGCCCUUUUAGUUGAAGAGAUGAUAAAGGUGUUCAGAGAGCUCGACAUCGAGUACCGAAUGCUGCCUCUUAACGUCAAUGUCAGAAGCUUGCCGAGUUGCAACGCCGAUGAUUCGCCUUCAACUUCAAUGUGGGCAGCUUAUUUUGCAGCCGAGGAAGUGAUGAAGAAUGCAUAUGCCAGUGGGACUUACUAA